Messenger RNA from Triticum dicoccoides, 825 nucleotides. RefSeq names its product protein IQ-DOMAIN 14-like. The transcript is spliced from 4 exons. The record is from RefSeq and is a predicted model, not a curated record. Bases 1 to 798 code for a protein of 265 amino acids. NCBI's taxonomy places the organism in Eukaryota, Viridiplantae, Streptophyta, Magnoliopsida, Poales, Poaceae.
AUGUCGCCCGAGUCGGCGGCAGGGAAGCCCCGCCAGAUGCCAGGAGGACCUCCUCCAACACACUCAAGCUCCUCCCCUGCCCCACCCGCAUCUGCAGUUUCUCCUCCUCGAGCAGCGCAUCCCCGAGCGAGGAGCGCUCGAUCUUCUCGUGCUAGAGCAUCUCCACGGAACCGAGCUGAUGCACCUUGCCUCUGCGGCCUUCAUCGAACCUUGCCGCCAGCACCUCCAUCCCCGACGGCCUCAACACCAUCUCCAGAACAUCCAUGGUCGUCCUCGUCGCCGCUGCCUUCCUCUCGCUUCCCCUUGUAUCCGCCUCGUUCCAGGGAGGGAAUCCCUCGCGACUGCUCCAUCCCUACCGCCCGACGGAAACCCCAUGACCGCCCGCGCCAUCUGUCGUUCUUCUCCGGCAGCCGCGUCGGCAAGCGCCCCGCCGGACCCGCUCUCUUCCUGGCCUCUUCGCUGUCGAACCACAACAACAGCUUCCAUGGUUGUGUAGCUCGCCGCCGGCCUCCACAAGCCCAACGCCACCGGAUUUGGAGGAUCCGGGCCUCCCUCGCUUUCCCGUGUCCGUCCCCUGCCUCUCUGCUUCGCCGGAGUCCCUCGCGAGCCAGCGUCGCGAGCUCCAGCGCCGCUGGUCCUCUGUGUUUCUGUCGAACAGAGGGCGACGCCCGUAGCCUCCCCGCCUCGCGCAUCUGGGCCAGCCAACGCCAAGUCGGCCCAGCCAGCGCUCCACUAGACGUCUGCCUCUACCACCUCCUUAGUAGAUGGGCCAAGGCCCAUGGUUGCUUCUCUCGUUAGCUUCGGUUCCGUUCCGGAGUUGUGAGG